This is a messenger RNA of Dendroctonus ponderosae (mountain pine beetle), 1419 nucleotides long. RefSeq lists its product as uncharacterized. Bases 194 to 1117 code for a protein of 307 amino acids. The record is from RefSeq and is a predicted model, not a curated record. NCBI's taxonomy places the organism in Eukaryota, Metazoa, Arthropoda, Insecta, Coleoptera, Curculionidae. The transcript is spliced from 6 exons.
CAAUUUUGAUAGGAAGCCUGGCGUAACUUUCAAAUAGCCACCUUAGUUCAUGCUAGCGCGCUCGCCAAGCAUUGCUAUCAAUCCACAUAGCGCUCUGUGCGCUUUUUCAAAAUUUCUACAUCGUUUUUGUAGCUUUUCCCAUUAAAGAAUAGUUCGUCUUUUUUAUCAGUGCAGUGCCCUUAAGUGAUACAACAUGACUAGGAUUAAUAUGUUUAGCUUAAUUGGAUGCUUACUUUAUUUACUACAUUUCGCAUAUGCCACUCUAAUAAUGAACGAAAUCGUCGGUCCAGACUCGGUGGAAAGCGGUUCAACAGAUGAACUGAUCUUAGAUUGUGACUUUGAAGCCAACGGCGAAGAGGAUGUGGUUCUCAAAUGGUUUUACAAUGGGAUGGAAGAUCAAAUUUACCAGUGGAUUGCUCUGAACAAGAACGCCUACGCUAUGGGAUCUUUAAAAGAUCUCAUUGACCCCACAUAUAAAGUUUCUGAUGAUCCCAAUUCAAUGAUGCGUGCUCUGAGGUUUAAAGAUGUGGAUUCAGCACUCUCGGGAAAUUAUACGUGCAAAGUGGAUACAGCAGAUGAGGUCAAAUGGCUCACGAAACAAGUGAUUGUUUAUUCUCCAGCCACAUCAUUUCAGAUAUUUCUUUUUGGUGUAGAAGACCAGUUUCAAGGAGACGAAGUUGUGCUAUGCGAAGCAACCAAUAUUUCACCCAGACCGGAUUUUUCUUUGCACGUUUCGGGCAGUAACGGUUCUUUGGACGACUUGGAGCUGUUCAACCCCAUCAGAGAGGAAAUUCCCAAUGAGGACGACUCCUACAAUGUAUCGAUUCGGAUUUCAUUCAAUUCUAGUUAUCUGGAACCAGGAACAACGAAGUUUAGCUGUUUGCUCAGUAUACCGGGAACAAACUAUUCAGAUACCAGGUCAAUGGAGCAUUUUGUCGACUAUGAGGAAGAACCCUCCCCCUUUGAGCUGUUGAAUGAGGAGUACGCAAGUUUUAAUUACCCAUCUAACUUCACAGAGGAAAGUCCUAGUGAAGAUAUAGAGAAUGGAAGCAAUCGCAUAAACUCCGUGGUUCUACUUGGGUGUACUUUAAUGUUCUCGCUGCUUCUGACCACGUGAGCCAUCUGUGAUAAACCUAGACAUAAAUUAAAUAGGUUCCAAAAGCUAAUAAUUUAUUACUGAAAUCACACUUAAACAGUUUCAGAUGAAGUUAUUAAAUGUGUAUAAAAAACUGUACAAAAUGUACAUACAAAUUUGACAUAUUUAUUAUUGAUUAAUGAACUUAUUAUUGUACAGUUGCAUUGUUUAAUACCAAAAAAAUUACCAAAGCUAAUGUUAAAUAUGUUGUAUAAUGUAAAUAUUAUGUUUAUUUUUGUAACUUCUAGUCUAACAAUAUUGCAUUAAAUUUGUUACUUACUCAA